Lathyrus sativus (Indian pea) is the source of this 3396-nucleotide messenger RNA. NCBI's taxonomy places the organism in Eukaryota, Viridiplantae, Streptophyta, Magnoliopsida, Fabales, Fabaceae. The record is from the annotation of a GenBank genome assembly.
AUGAGUUUGAAUUCAUUUCGCUCCUCCUUAGCCCCUAAUUCCAAACGAGUAUCUUCCAAUCGAUCCAAUGAUAACACUUACAACACCAACAGGAAGAAGCAGAAGACCACCGCAACAACCACCAACCAGAAAACCUUAGGCGUCGCCUGGGGAUCCAAUUCCCGAAAACCUCCUUCCUCCGAUUUCGGAAGUUAUAUGACAGAGAAGAAUCGGAAACUACACAAUCAGUUUAACGCCGAUGCUUCCACGUCUCUGUUUAGUGACUCUGCGUCUGGAAAGCCUAUAUUCGCCGGAGUUUCAAUUUUUGUUGAUGGUUUCACCGUUCCUUCCAGCCAGGAACUGCGAAGCUACAUGAUAAAUUAUGGUGGAAGAUUUGAGAAUUAUUUCUCAAGGCAUCGUGUAACACAUAUCAUCUGCAGCAAUCUUCCUGACAGUAAAAUUAAGAACCUCAGAUCUUUCAGUGCAGGGCUUCCAGUGGUAAAACCUACUUGGAUUUUAGAUUCUGUUGCAUCUAAUAAACUCUUGACAUGGAUGCCGUAUCAACUUGAACAGCUUUCUUCAAAUAAACAACCAAAACUGUCCACAUUCUUCUCAUCCAGAAGUAGCAAAAAUUCAGAGGAUACUUUUACUAACACCCUUUGUCAAGUAGAGCCAGACAUUGAAGAUUCACUUGCUAGUGUUGGCAAAUCAGAGGAUAUAAAUUCACCAAAAGUUGGGGACAUGGUUGAAUCUAGCAGGGAAAUCAGUAUUGAAGCUGAUGAUAAUGUUCUGGAGAAUACCGAUGCAAUCGUGAUGGAAGAGCAGCUGGCUAGUGUUGGAGUUAAAUGUGAUGACGAAAUUCCAGCAGGAGGAAGCAAUGGUGCCGCUAAUGAUGAGAAAAACCUCCAAGGUGAACUUGAACCUAAUUGUCAAGAACCUUCUACAUCAGCUAGAAGCCUCUGCGCAGAUGACCAGAAUGUAAAAGAAGUUCCAACUUCUGCCUCCACCAGGCCUUCUAAACAGUGUCAUUCAACUCUUUCAGAUCCUAAUUUUGUGGAAAAUUAUUUCAAGAACUCACGGCUGCACUUCAUUGGAACAUGGAGAAAUCGGUAUCGAAAGCGCUUUCCUAUCCCGUCUUCUGGGUUCAACAAUGAAAUUUCUAAUAUCAAUGCCUCUAGUAUUUCUGGGAAUUCAGUUGUUAUUCAUGUUGACAUGGAUUGCUUUUUUGUCGCCGUGGUUAUCAGGAACCGUCCUGAAUUGUUGGACAAGCCUGUAGCAGUCUGCCACUCGGAUAAUUCUAAGGGAACUUCUGAGAUUUCCUCUGCAAACUAUCCAGCUCGUAGUUAUGGUAUUAAGGCUGGUAUGUUUGUUCGAGAUGCCAAGGCUCUCUGUCCCAACCUUGUUAUCUUUCCAUACAACUUUGAAGCUUAUGGGGAGGUAGCUGAUCAAUUUUAUAGUAUAUUGCAUCGAAAUUGCAACAAAGUGCAGGCUGUAAGCUGUGAUGAAGCAUAUUUAGAUGUCACCCAUUCAAAGGUUGAAGGUCCUGAGCUUUUAGCAUCAUCAAUUAGGAAAGAGAUCUAUGAGACCACUGGAUGUACAGCCAGUGUUGGCAUAGCUGGAAACAUGCUUAUGGCCCGUAUUGCUACUAGAACUGCUAAACCAAAUGGUCAAUAUCAUAUAACUCUAGAAAAGGUUGAAGAUCAUUUACGUCAACUCCCAAUUAAUGCACUUCCAGGAGUGGGUCAUGUUUUACAGGAAAAAUUGAAGAAGCAGAAUGUUCAAACGUGCGGCCAAUUGAUGAUGAUUUCCAAGGCCUCACUGCAGAAGGACUAUGGAAUGAAAACAGGAGAAAUGCUGUGGAAUUAUAGCAGAGGAAUUGAUAACCGGUUGGUUGGAGAUUUUCAGGAAUGUAAGUCUAUUGGGACUGAUGUAAAUUGGGGUGUGAGGUUCCAAGAUAUGAAAGAUUGUGAAAACUUCCUCUCAAACCUUUGCAAGGAGGUUUCGUUAAGAUUGCAAUGUUCUGGCAUGCAAGGGCGCACAUUCUCUCUCAAGAUCAAAAAGAGAAGAAAAGAUGCUGAUGAACCUGUGAAGUUUAUGGGCUGUGGAGACUGUGAAAAUUUGAGUCACUCGGAAACGAUUCCUGUUGCCACUGAUAAUGUGGAAGUACUCCAAAGGAUAGUGAAACGGCUUUUUGGAUGUUUUUACAUAGAUGUCAAGCAGAUUCGAGGUAUUGGUUUGCAUGUUUCCAGACUUGAAAGUAGCGAGACAUCUAAACAAGGUAGUGCAGAAAAAUAUAAUUUGAAAUCAUGGUUCACUUCAGGACCUGCAAGUAUGGAUAAACGGAAACAUCCGACAGGUCAUGACAAGCAGAAUGCGGAUGGCCCUUCGGUUCAUGAAUGUGGAAAUUUGCCAGGGUCUUCAGUUCCAAUGGAAAAUAACAUACAAGAUAACCAAGCUAGAGCUGACCCGAUGUUAACAACACCUCCUUUGAGUGGCCUUGAUAUGGAAGUUAUGAGAAAUCUUCCCCCAGAAUUAUUUUCAGAAUUCAAUGAAGUUUAUGGAGGGAAGUUAGCUGAUUAUAUUACUAAAGGGAAAGGUAUAAGUGAGAAUUCUUGCGCUCUACGAAACUCUCUUUUGGAAAAAGAAGCAAUAAAAAAGAAAGAGGAGCUUUUGGAUGUUGAGCCAAUUCCUCAAAAAAAGCCAUUAUCUGAAAUCGAGGCAAUGCAACAUGAGGCAGAAGGAGGUGAAGUUGUACCCGAUUCAGUGUCUGAACCCUCUUUUAACGUCACUCACAAAUCAAGUUUUGAAAAAGAUGACUUAUUGCCUGCUUCUUUAAGUCAAGUUGACGGCUCUGUGUUACAAGAAUUGCCUGAGGAUUUGAAAGCAGUCAUUGUUCUGCAGCUUCCUGCACACAGGAAACAGGAGAUUUGCUCCAAUGUUGCUCUGGUCCCUCCCAGUGAAAACCAUCAGGUGUCAAUAGGUGUCAAUGAUUCUGAGAAUCUUGGAUCAAAUCAUGCUCUGAAUGAAUGUCUUUGGGAUGGGAAUCCUCCAAAAUGGGUGGAGGAGUUCAAAUUCAGCAGUUGCUUAAUAUUAAAGAAACUUGCUGAAAUGUAUUAUAAAUCUGGGUUGACUAGCACCUUCUCAUCAGUUUUACGCCAUAUUAUAUCUGAAUUCCACCAGCUAAAUCCAGUCUAUCAGAUUUCCGAUGACUCUGUUAACAUCACGUGUGAGCUACUGAAGCAGUAUAUCAAAGUGAAGAUAGGAAAAGAUAUUGAGGAGAUUUAUAUUUGUAUUCGGCUUCUGAAAAGGUUUGCAGCAGCAUCACAAUUUUUCCUACAAGUGUAUAAUGGUGUAUUUCCAUACCUUCAGGAAGCUGUUGAUGACAAUUAUGGAGGGAGUUUGUUUAUAACCCCAUAG